Syngnathus acus (greater pipefish) is the source of this 2040-nucleotide messenger RNA. It is a transcript of the gene primpol, whose product is annotated as primase and polymerase (DNA-directed). Gene Ontology annotation, cellular component: mitochondrial matrix; nucleus. The coding region runs from base 31 to 1569 and encodes 512 amino acids. The transcript has 13 exons. Lineage: Eukaryota; Metazoa; Chordata; Actinopteri; Syngnathiformes; Syngnathidae. The record is from RefSeq and is a predicted model, not a curated record. Gene Ontology annotation, biological process: response to UV; mitochondrial DNA replication; error-prone translesion synthesis. Gene Ontology annotation, molecular function: chromatin binding; DNA-directed DNA polymerase activity.
AGACGUCCUUGGACAAAUAGAACAGCGAGGAUGAAAAAAUGGGGCGAGCGUCUCAAGAAGGUGGAGCAGCUGGCCGAGACCUUCCAUCAUAAUCCAGUGAUUCCGCGCUACAAGCCUCGACUUUGGCCUUGCCAGCCUUCCUCUGUCUGGAAACUGUUCCAUCGCCAAAGUGUGGCCAUUGCUUUUGCUCAGAGCUGCAAGGAGCCUGUGCAUGUCUUUGCAUUGGAAAAAGAGAAGGCUCCCCGGGGUCAAAGGAUAUUCCUGGUGACCACUUACGGUGAACUGUGGCACUACUACAGGACUUACACACAAUCCUUGAUGCACUGCUACGAAGUGAUCCCAGAGGGCGCUGUUUGCAAACUGUACUUUGACUUGGAGUUCCACAAGCCUUCAAACAGAGAAGCUGAUGGCAAAAAGAUGGUGGCCAUGUUGAUCCAGUAUGUUUGUCAAAAGCUGAAGGACAUCUAUGGGGUUGAAUGUUGUGCAUCAAACAUCCUCAAUCUGGACUCCAGCACAGAUGAUAAAUUCAGUCGACAUCUCAUCUUCAAUCUACCAAAUGCCGUUUUCAAGGACAACAUUCAUGUCGGUGCCUUCAUUCAUUCCAUACUUCAACCUGUGCUGGAUGAAUGCAAUGUGGAUGGCAGCGGAACACACGGCGAGCUGACAAGUCAAAGUACACAAACCAAAAGACUGAAAACUGACGAAAUUGACCUCAGCUUCCUUCACGUGAAAAACAAAGAUGGCCACCGUGCUAAGUUUGUUGAUCUUGGGGUCUACACCAAGAACAGAAAUUUCCGUCUUUACAAGUCAUCUAAGGUCGGGAAGAACGCGGCCUUCUCCUUAGCAGAUGACAACAAGUUCAUCUCCAAACCCACCAAGUGCAUUUCAGCAGAGGAAAGUGUGUUCUUGGCAUCUUUAGUGUGCAAUGUGAGCUUCACAGGCCAGAGAAUUCUAACGUGGGAAGUCACAGACACCCGAGCGUGUCGGACCACGAGGCUUCACAGCCAGACGGAUUUACCAUGUGACCCAAGCUCACUCUCAGGCUACCUAAUGUCGCCUCACAGAGAAGUGGACGACUUUGUUUUGACAGUGGUUAGGAGGGACAACAUACAAGGAAGCAUCAGACGGUGGAACUACUUUGCAGCCGAGCAGCUUCUGGUCUACGACAUUGCCAAGUACCGUUGGUGUGACAACGUAGGCCGCUUUCACAAAAGCAACAACAUCAUGAUCGUGGCGGAUCUCAAAGAGGAGGUUUGGUACCAGAAGUGUCACGAUCCCGAGUGUAGGAACUUUAGAUCCUCAAGUUACCCACUGCCACAGGAGAUCUGCAUCAGUUACAUCAUGAUGCUGGACGACGAGGAUCAGGACUACGUAAUGGACGAUGCAGGCAACAUUGAAGCCACCCAGACACAGAAACAAGCGGCUGAGUAUCAAGAACCCGCCGACAAGUGGGGAGGAAGUGCUGAGGACGACCAGGAAUUCUCUGAUUGUCUUAACGACUUUGAACUGACAAGCGGCGAAAUCUCAGAUGAGCUGCUGCUCGACUGCGUGCAAGGUUUCCAUUCAUAGAGAAUGACGUUAAUCCACGGCAACUUACUUUUGCACUUUAUUGAACUUUGUUUUACUCACAACUUAAGCACGAACCUGCAAAAAAUAUAUAUAUAUAUUUUAUACAUUAUUUUACAAGCACAAUAUGAUUUGAAUUGGCAGGUCUCAAUUCCAAUAAGUCACCUUUUAAAACGAAUAGUGUGACAAAGACAGGAUUAAAAUUGUUGCUAUUCUGUGCCCCCCAAAUGAAAAUCAUAAAAACAAACUGAACCGGUUGAGAAAUGGGGGAAUGCAAAUAUAUUCAAAGCUCAGAAUAUCAUUCUUUGUUAUAUUAGGUAUAAUUCAAAUAUUAUUUACCUGUAAUGACUUCAUUAAAUAUCCACGCGCAUGCCACAAACUUUAAAACCUCCAGUUUAAACUUCUGCAAGAUUUAUACUAGGAUAAAUAAAACCACUCACUUGAUUUGGUGCUCUGUUGAGGAAAGCUUAGACC